Messenger RNA from Pantherophis guttatus, 6556 nucleotides. Lineage: Eukaryota; Metazoa; Chordata; Lepidosauria; Squamata; Colubridae. The record is from RefSeq and is a predicted model, not a curated record.
GCACCGAAUCCUCCAGGGGGAUUCCCCAUUGGGCCACUAGAGGGUCACAAUUGGCUUUUCAGAGGAAGCAUGACAUCACAAAUGCUUACCACUCUAGGAACUUGCACUUGCUUCCAUUAACCCUUGUGGCUCCGAAGAAGGCAGAGAGACUGCGGGAGAGUCUGGUGGUAAUGGUGGAGAUCCAGACGCGCCCUGAGUGGGGGUGUGUGUCUCUUCCUGUGCAAAGGGAGACAGGACCCUCCUGGGUCAAUCCGGGCAGAAUAACCUGCGGUGGUCAGUCCUGCAACAACAGAAAGCAUCCUAUGAAUGAAAAGCACUUCGAGGUCCACAAGAUUCCUGGGACCCGUUUGAAGUUGCCUUGCAGACCAGAGACAGAAUGGAGACACAACUUUUAGCAAGUGAAGCGACUGGAAAAGGUCCUUCUGCUGUUCAGCCUGGGAGCUGUGGGGGGAUCUGGACAAAAAACAGGGAGAAGAUCCUGGAGGAGGAAACCAUCCUCCAUUCAGAAGUUCAGCCCUGCAAUUUCAGGAGCCUCCAAUACGAGGCUGAGGGUCCCCAAGUACUUUGCAGCCAACUCCACAACAUUUGUAGGCGAUGGCUGAAACCAGAAAAGCACACCAAAGCCCAGAUGCUGGACCAGGUGGUUCUGGAGCAGCUCCUGGCCCUUCUGCCCCCAGAAAUGGAGAGCUGGGUUCGGGAGUGUGGAGCAGAAACCAGCUCUCAGGUGGUGGCCCUGGCGGAAGGCUUCCUCUUGAGCCAGGUGGAGCAGCAGAAGGAGCAGAUCAAGUUGCAGUCCUUCACUGUGGAGAUCAGAGAUCCUGAAGGAAAGAGGAAUCCAUCAAAAUUCCCUGAGGAUCUGUUUUUCAGGAGUGUAUCUCACGAAGAGUCAAGUCAGGACACCUUGGGAGGGAAACAUAGAAUGAAGUUUUCUGGUCUUUAUGCUGGAGCUGAAACAGUGGUUGAGCCUCCAAAUCAAGAGGGUCUUGUGACCUUCGAGGAGGUGGCUGUGCAUUUCUCUGAGGAGGAGUGGUCUCAGCUGGGUCCUGACCAAAAAGAGCUGCAUUGGGAAGUCAUGGUGGAAAAUCAUAGGAACGUGGCCUCUCUGGGUAAUAAUGGGCAGGAGAAUCAAGAUUCCUUUGAACUGUUCCAAGUGAUCAAUACUGGAGAUGGAACGGAGAAGUCUGCAAUUCAAAAGGAAGUAGAAAGACAUGAAAGAAACCAGUUAAAUAACUGGAAUCAGGAAAACUCAUCUUCUAUUGAUGCUUCGAUGCAAGACUUUCUUGCCCAGCAAGGGAAAAUAAAAAAAAAUAUUGGGAAAAGUGUGAAAGUAAUCAAACCUAAAUUACAUGUAAACGAACAUUUUCCAAUCCAAAACAAACAAGACCCUGUAAGAAGAACCAAUGGAAAAAAUUACAAUGGGACUUUCGCCUUUUCUCUUGGAAAUAAGUCCCUUAUAUCUCAACAAGGAAUCCACGUAGAAGAGAAACCUAAUGAAUCUGUGGAAUGUGGAAAAAGCUUCAGAACAAGCAAUCAACUUUCUUUCCAUAAAAUGUCCCAAACAGGACAGAAGCUAUCUAAAUAUAUGAAAUGUGGAAAUAGCUUUCAUACCAAUUGUGACUUUACUGUACAUAAAAUGACUCACACAAGGAAGAAAACAUAUAAAUGCAUGGAAUGUGGAAAGAGCUUUAGGUCGAAUGGUGGUCUUUUUUACCAUAAAAAGAUCCACAAAGGGGAGAAACCACAUAAAUGCAUGGAUUGUGGAAAGAACUUUACUCACAGGAGUCAACUUGUGAUCCAUAAAAGGAUCCACACAGGGGAGAAGCCAUAUAAAUGCACAGAGUGUGGAAAGAACUUUGCUCAUAGAAGUAGUUUUGUUUCCCAUAAAAGGAUCCACACAGGGGAAAAGCCAUAUAGUUGCAAGGAAUGUGGAAAAAAGCUCAAAACGAGAUGUUCCCUUAUACACCAUGAAAUGAUCCACACAAGGCAGAAGGCAUUUAUAUGUGUGCAAUGUGGAAAGGGCUUUCGGAGGAAUUGUGAUCUUACCAUCCAUAAAAGGAUCCACACAGGGGAGAAGCCAUAUAAAUGCACGGAUUGUGGGAAGACCUUUGCUCAGAACAGUGGUCUUAUUUCCCAUAGAAGGAUCCACACAGGGGAGAAGCCAUAUAAGUGCAUGGAAUGUGGAAAGACCUUUGGUCAAGGCAACAGUCUUACUUCCCAUAACAGGAUCCACACUGGAGAGAAACCAUAUAAAUGCACGGAGUGUGGAAAGACCUUUACUUAUAGAAGUCAACUUAUUAAUCAUAAUAAUAGCCACACAGGGGAGAAGCCACAUAGUUCCAAGGAAUGUGGAACGUGGCUCAGAAGAAAAUGUUCCCUUAUUCUCCAUGAAAAGAUCCACACAGGGGAGAAGCCAUAUAAAUGCAUGGAGUGUGGGAAAGCCUUUGCUCACAGGAGUAAAUUUGCGAUCCAUAAAAAGAUCCACACAGGGGAGAAACCAUAUAAAUGCAUGGAGUGUGGACAGACUUUCGCUGCGAAGAAUUUUCUCACUUACCAUCAUAAGAUCCACACAGAGAAGUCCUAUAAAUGCAUGGAGUGUGGAAAAACCUUUGCUCAUAGAAGUCAACUUACUAAACAUAAUAGAAUCCACACUGGGGAGAAGCCAUACAAAUGCAUGGAGUGUGGAAAGAACUUUGCUUAUAGCAGUAGUCUUAUUUCCCAUAAUAGGGUCCACACAGGGGAGAAGCCAUAUAAAUGCACAGAGUGUGGAAAGAACUUUGCUCAUAGCAGUAGUCUUGUUUCCCAUAAAAGGAUCCACACAGGGGAAAAGCCAUACAGUUGCAAGGAAUGUGGAAAAUGGCUCAAAACAAGAUGUUCCCUUAUACAGCAUGAAAUGAUCCACACAAGGCAUAAGGCUUUUAUAUGUGUGCAAUGUGGAAAGGGCUUUCGGAGGAAUUGUGAUCUUACCAUCCAUAAAAGGAUCCACACAGGGGAGAAGCCAUAUAAAUGCGCAGAGUGUGGGAAGACCUUUGCUCAGUCCGGUGGUCUUAUUUCCCAUAGAAGGAUCCACACAGGGGAGAAGCCAUAUAAAUGUAUGGAGUGUGGAAAGAGCUUCAGUCGGAGUGAUUGUCUUACUUCUCAUAAAAGGAACAAGGGACAUGCCAGCCAGACAGUUAUCGAGGUGCAGAUGACAGAAAGGGCUCAGCACACAAGAUGCAAAGCAGACUCCUUAGGCAGGAAAGGUUCAGAGACAUGGAAGUCUGAGGUAAAGUUUACCUCAGAAGAUGGGCUCCGCAGGAGGCGGGGAGGCUGCGGGGGAGUCUGGCGGGGGGAGAUCCAGACGUGCCCCGGAUACACAAACUCGAAGCCAUUUGUAGUUUUUGGGAGCCAAAAUUAUCUCUUGGGCAAAGAGAACAGAAUAACCUGCUGUGGUCAGUCCUGUAACAACGGAAACCGUCCUAUGAAUGAAAAGCGGUUGUUGAUCCACAGGAUUCCUGGGACUUGUCUUGGAUUUGUCUUGCAGACCAGAGAUAAAAUGGAGACACGACUUUUAGCAAGUGAAACCACUCCAAAAGACCCUUGUGCUUUUCGGCCUGGGAGCUGUGGGGAGAUCUGGACAAAAAACAGAGAGAAGAUCCUGGAGGAGGAAACCAUCCUCCAUUCAGAAGUUCAGAAGCCCUGCAACUUCAGGAGCCUCCAAUACCAGGAGGCUGAGGGUCCCCGAGAACUUUGCAGCCGACUCCACAACUUUUGCAGACGAUGGCUGAGACCCGAAAAGCACACCAAAGCCCAGAUGCUGGACCUGGUGGUUCUGGAGCAGCUCUUGGCUAUCGUGCCCCCAGAGAUGGAGAGCUGGGUGCGGGAGUGUGGAGCAGAGACCAGCUCCCAGGCGGUGGCACUGGCAGAAGGCUUCCUCCUGAGCCAGGUGGAGGAGCAGAAAGAGAAGGUUGAGUUGGCGCCCUUUACUGUGGAGAUCAGAGAUCCUGAAGGAAGGAGGAAUCCCCCUGAUGAUCUGUUUUUCACGACGAUAUCUCAGGAAGAAUCAAGUCAGGACAUCUUGGGAGGAAAACAUAGAAUGAGGUUUUCUGGUCUUUAUGGUGGAACUGAAACAGUGGUUGAGCCUCCAAAUCAAGAGGGUCUUGUGACCUUCGAGGAGGUGGCUGUGCAUUUCUCUGAGGAGGAGUGGUCUCAGCUAGGUCCUGACCAAAAAGAGCUGCAUUGGGAAGUCAUGGUGGAAAAUCAUAGGAACGUGGCCUCUCUGGGUAAUAAUGUGCAGGAGAAUCAAGAUUCCUUUGAAAUGUUCCAAGUGAUCAAUGCUGGAGAUGGAACGGAGAAGUCUGCAAUUCAAAAGGAAAUAGAAAGACAUGAAAGAAACCAGUUAAAUAACUGGAAUCAGGAAAGCUCAUCUUCUAUUGAUGCUUCAGUGCAAGAGUUUUUUGCCCAAGAAAGGAAUAUAAAGAAAUAUAUUUGGAAAAGUGUGAAACUAAUCAAAGCUAACUUACAUCUAAAUGAACACUUUCCAAACCAAAACAAACAAGAUGCUAUUAGCAAACACAAUGGAAAAAAUUACAAUGGGACUUUCCCCCCUUCUCUUGGAAAUUGGUCCCUUAUAUCUCAACAAGGGAUCCAGAGAGAAGAGAAACCUAAUGAAUGUGUGGAAUGUGGAAAAAGCUUCAGAACAGGCAGUCAAUUUACUUUCCCUGAAACGAUCCAUACAGGACAGAAGCCAAAUACAUGCAUGAAUUGUGGAAAUAACUUUCAUGAUCUUACUUUACAUAAAAUGUUUGACACAAUGAAGAAACUAUAUGAAUGCAUGGAAUGUGGAAAAGAUUUUAUGUCAAAUGGUGGUCUUCUUUAUCAUAAAAAGAUCCACAAAGGGGAGAAACCACAGAAACGCAUGGAGUGUGGAAAGACCUUUGCUCAUAGAAUUCAACUUACUAAACAUAAUAGAAGCCAUGCAGAGGAUAAUCCACAUAGUUGCAAGGACUAUGGAAACUGGUUCAGUACAAUAUGUUCCCUUGUACUCCAUGAAAUGAUCAACACAAAGCAGAAGGUAUUCAAAUGUGUGCAAUGCGGAAAGGGCUUUAGGAGAAAUUGUGAUCUUACCAUGCAUAAAAGGAUCCACACAGGGGAGAGGCCAUAUAAAUGCAUGGAGUGUGGGAAAGCCUUUGCUCACAGGAAUAAACUUGCGAUCCAUAAAAGGAUCCACACAGGGGAGAAGCCCUAUAAAUGCAUGGAGUGUGGAAAGACCUUUGCUCAGACCGGUGGUCUUAUUUCCCAUAAAAGGAUCCACACAGGAGAGAAGCCAUAUAAAUGCAUGGAGUGUGGAAAGAGCUUCCGUCGGAGUGAUUGUCUUACUUCUCAUAACAGGAUCCACACAGGGGAGAAGCCAUAUAAAUGCCUGGAGUGUGGAAAGAGCUUCAGUCGGAAUGAUUGUCUUAUUUCUCAUAAAAGAAUCCACACAGGGGAGAAACCCUAUAAAUGCCUGGAGUGUGGAAAGAGCUUUAGUCGGAGUGAUUGUCUUAUUUCUCAUAAAAGGAUUCACACGGGACAUGUCAUAUAAAUUUGUAAGGUCUUGCCUCUCUAAACUUUCCAAGAAAGCAGGGCUCUUGAAACUGAAGUUAUUCCAAAAUGAGCUUUUAUUGAAAGGCUUGUGAUAGAGAUCUCGGCAGGAACUAAAUCUUCCCACUUAAAAACAGCAAUUUAAAGCAGUGGAAAACCCCUCCCACAGUACAGCAAUGCUGGAAACAGAAAGAGAAACUCCAUAUAGCAAUCUCUCCAAUCCCCCCCGCCCCCCCAAAUGCCAGCGUCCCAAUAGAAAUAUUUAUAAAAGCAUGGAGUUUGGAAAGACCUUUACUCAGACCAGUCAUCUUAGUUCUCAUCCAAGGAUCCACAUGGGAGAAGGUAUAAAAAUGUAUGGAGUGUGGGAAGAGCUCCAGUCAUAGUAGUUCCCUUACAUAUCAUAAAAGGAUCUAUACAAGACAGAAAUUAUAUGAGUAACUUGGAAAGAGCUUCAGGAAAAGUAAUGACCUAAUUUUUUAUUUUUUUUAUUUUUGUAGCUUUUAAAUAUAUUUUUAUUGUUUACAUAUAGAUAUAUUGAAUACAGUGUAAUUGUCCUGGCAUUCUACUUGCCAUGAAACAAAAGGUAAAAACAAAAUACCAUAUAUAGUAUUUUAAACAGUGCUAGUGUUGUAUGAUUGUUUUUGACCAUCAUAUUCUAGAAUGUCAACUUAUCUAUCAUUCUAAUAGCUACAUUCUAAUAAUACAUAGUAUCUCUUUCUAUGUCCACCUAACCUGAUUAUUUCUCAUUCCAACUUCUACCUCUAACCAUUGAUAGAAUCUAUUUCAUGUAGCAUAGUAUUCUGUAUCUCCUUUAUCUUUUAGUUUUAGCAUUAGUCUGUAUCUUCCUUAUUGUCCCCUCUGAAGGGGUGUUUUCCCUCUUUCACUGCUGCACAUACACAAUUCUUGCUGCGGUCAAAAUGUGUAAUAUUAGUUAUGUUGCCUCUAUCAUAACCAUCUGAUAUAAUGCCUAAUAAAAAUAAUUCUGGCUUAAACUCUA